Molecule: messenger RNA, 1944 nt
Organism: Cladocopium goreaui
Lineage: Eukaryota; Dinophyceae; Suessiales; Symbiodiniaceae
Source: the annotation of a GenBank genome assembly
AUGUUGGUUCACGUGGUGCUGCUGAGCGGUCGCGGGGCUCAUGUCAAUCUGGAGCCAAGCAUGUCGAUUCAAGACAUUCGGCGGAAAGCGGGUCAACAACUGGAGAUCCUCUUGGGACCUCUGGUCUCAGAUGGUGUGGUACUUGAAGACAGCCUGAGCGUGUCAGAGGCAAAGCUGGAAGAUGGAGAUGUGCUUAUGGCAGGUGCAUCUCGUGCUCUUUUGGUGUCCAACCGACAUUGCAAGGCCUUCGCAUUGAUUUUACAAGGGAAAGUUCUGACCUGGGGUUGGCCAACCUGUGGUGGAGAUAGCAGCAAAGUGCAACACCUUCUACAAGAUGUGCAAGACGUGCAAGGUUCCUCAAUGGGCUUCGCAGCUGUUGUUGGAAGCAAGGGCAGCCAGGUGGUCACCUGGGGUGAGAAGAUCUUCACCGCCAACCAGCCCUUAACGGAGCUCGGCGCCGCCAGCGGCGCCGCCCGCGUGCUGCGGCUCGCCGCCAGCCAGCGCGCCUUUGCGGCGCUCCUGGAGGACGGUCGAGUGGUGACUUGGGGAAGUACCCAGCACGGUGGGGACAGCUACCUGCCUCCAAGAUUGACCGACAUCUCUGACAUUGUUGCUGCCGAAGCAGCUUUCGCAGCCCUUCGCACUGACGGCACUGUAAUAGCUUGGGGCAAUCCCCACUUUGGUGGUAGCAUUGCGGGUGUGGAACAUCAGCUGCGUGGGAUCGAGAGGAUCGUGGCGUCUUCUGCGGCAUUUGCGGCCAUGGAUCGCAGCGGAAGGGUUGUGACUUGGGGAUAUCCAAUGCAUGGAGGCGAUAGCAGCUCAGUCACAAAGGACCUGCACGAUGUUCAGCACAUUGAAGCCACCUCCUACUCCUUUGCCGCACUUCGAUCGGACCAGCGUGUGAUUACAUGGGGUGAUGCUGCCUUUGGAGGCGACACGCAGCUGGAGCUGACCUCAGUGAAGGAUCUGCGCGCCACUCGCAGCGCCUUUUGCGCCUUGCGGCGGGAUGGCAGCGUGGUGGCUUGGGGCGCUGAAGAUGCAGGUGGUGAUUGCAGCCAUGUCCAAUAUGAGUUGUUCGAUGUGCAGCAAAUUCAAGGUACUGGCGCCGCAUUUGCUGCACAGCGAGCGGAUGGGCGAAUAAUUACUUGGGGGGAUGAAAUGGCGGGUGGAAACAGUGAGGACGUACGCGAGCAGCUGUACGACGUGGAGCAGUUGGGGGCCAUUGAAUCUGCUUUCGCAGCCAUCCGUUCCGAUGGUUCCUUGAUCACAUGGGGGGAUCCCCGACGUGGUGGUGACAGCCGCAGCGUGCAGCAGCAGCUCUCGGAACGACUGAAAAAAGGUGUGUGGAGCCGCGGCAAGUCAGGGAGGCAUUGGUGUCGACACAAACUUGCACAGUAUCCCCAGAGAGAAGCGAAUGCUGAGAUCCAAGAUGCGAUUGUUGCAGACCGCACCCCGAAGCUCCCGAGGUCCUUCAACGAUACCCACAAGGUCUACAGUCGCCUUGAAGCAAUGAAGGUGGCGAAGGAACAGGCUCAAAUGCGAGAGAGGGCCGCUGAGUACAUCAAAGAUGGCCGCGAGAUUCCGAAAGACAUGUGGCAGCUAUACAGAUCCAACAUUGGGAGAAAGCUGGACGCUCCCAUGCUUCCGGGUCAACGACGCAAGGACCGCGAGCCGGAUGUGGCGAGCGAGUCCACCCCUGCUCCACUGGCCUUUCCGAAACCAAAGGCGGUGCAGGGAGCGAUGCCUUCUCCGCCUACAGCCUCAGGGCCGCAGGUGAUGCCAUUGCGAACGCAAUGGCCGCCGCUUCCGGCAGCUUGUGCCCCUGGCCAGCCGCCACCGACCUGGGCAGUUCCAGCAGCUCCCAAUGCUCCCAAGGCAUGGCCUGAGACGCUGAGGCCAGAGACUGGCGAUGCUGCGUCACGGGAAGUCAUCCAUGAAAAAUGA